UUUAACCCUUGAUUCUCUUUUUCUCUCUUCUUUCAUAUCCCCUCACAGAGUCACAGCAGCCGGUAGCUCCAGAGAAAAUGGUUUCAGGUUCGGGAAUAUGCGCUCGCAGGGUGGUUGUGGAUGCGCGCCACCACAUGCUUGGCCGGCUGGCUUCCAUUGUGGCAAAGGAACUUCUCAACGGCCAGAAGGUCGUCGUCGUCCGGUGCGAAGAGAUCUGUCUCUCCGGCGGCCUCGUUCGCCAGAAGAUGAAGUACCUUCGCUUCCUCCGAAAGCGAAUGAACACUAAACCAUCUCACGGCCCCAUUCACUUCCGCUCCCCUGCUAAGAUCCUCUGGAGAACGAUUCGAGGAAUGAUUCCUCACAAGACUAAGCGUGGAGCGGCUGCUCUUGCUCGCCUGAAGGCUUACGAGGGAAUUCCUCCUCCCUAUGACAAGAUGAAGAGGAUGGUCAUCCCCGACGCUCUCAAAGUUUUGAGGCUUCAACCCGGACACAAGUACUGUUUGUUGGGUCGCCUUUCUUCGGAAGUUGGAUGGAGCCAUUACGAUACUAUUAAGGAACUUGAGAGAAAGAGAAAGGAGAGGGCCCAGGUGGCAUAUGAGAGGAGGAAGCAACUGACGAAACUGAGGGUUAAAGCUGAGAAGGCAGCGGAGGUGCAGCUGGGUCCCCAGUUAGACAUCCUUUCUCCUGUUAAAUACUGAAGUCUUGGAUUUGUUGAAUAUUUUGGUAGAGAAGUAUUGGAAUUUGAGUUGCUUCUUUUUUUUCUUCGUUUCUACAUUUUGCAGUUAUCCAUAAAGAUACUUUGUUGUUUCAUUAGUUCUCAGUUUUGACACUUGAGAGUUGGGUACUAUCAUCUAUUGUGAUCAACUUUCCAUACCCAAUAUUAACUGCUAUAUUUAGCAUUUUUUCUCUAUAAAUUAGACGGAGAUUGCAGGUUGCUGUUGUCAUA
Molecule: messenger RNA, 946 nt
Organism: Nelumbo nucifera (sacred lotus)
Lineage: Eukaryota; Viridiplantae; Streptophyta; Magnoliopsida; Proteales; Nelumbonaceae
Product: large ribosomal subunit protein uL13w-like
Biological process (GO): translation; negative regulation of translation
Cellular component (GO): cytosolic large ribosomal subunit; ribosome
Molecular function (GO): mRNA binding; structural constituent of ribosome
Source: RefSeq, a predicted model, not a curated record